GCACCAUUCCUCGUGCGGCGGUUCUACCGUGCUGGCAGAGCUAUCUAUGCAAUUCACUACAAAAUUCCAUCUUCUGAAUAAUUGCACGUAAGUGACCGAGAUAAAUAGAGUGCUUUACGAUCACUAUUAAACCGUUGUACAUACAUCGGUUAUCUUUACAACCAUACGUAUGGUAUCUGCAAUUGCGGCAUCUUCUCGCAAAAACAAAAAAGAAAUCCUUCAUGUGGGCUUUUUGACGUGAAAAUUUUUUUCGAAGAUCACCUCUAGUUCCACCUCUGAAACAUACGAAAAUUAGUCCCAGUCGGAAACAAAAGAUAAUAGAGGGAUGAAAUUGAACUAAUUGUAAUAACGUCCGGUUUACUCACUGACUGUUCUAAUUGUAAAUGGCUAUUUCGUUAACGACUAGACUGAACAAUUGGAGAUAGGCGGCUCUAAAAUGCAGGGAGGAAAUUUUUCACAAAAUAAUAUCCAUUCGAGCAAUGAUUGUCGACCUUCACAACAAAGCAACUCGAGGCCCCCGAGAAAAUUGUUCAUUACAUUCCCAGCCAUAUAUUACCGGCUACUGCAUAUUGUCACAACCGGGAGCUAUAAAACGGGGGACGAGAGUAAUGACUUUCCUAAUGAGGGAUAAAACAACACACAAAGUGAACACAAAACUGAGCUUUAGUGCGUAAACAUAAUCGAACCAUGGCUGUGGGUCGAGACCAACUUAAUAGGGGAAGCGCACUACCGCUUUCAGUAGGCUACGUGCAAGCGAGUAUCCCCAUUAGGCAGUGGUCUGCACACUUAGAGGCGAUUUAUUUUUUAUGUUUAUUUUGUGCAAGGCAACAUGUCCGAUCGUCACAAAUACUGCCUCCCAAGUUUUGCUUAUAUAAAGCCCGAUUUUUCCCACAUUGUAAAAAUCCUUUUUCUUUUCUCUAUUCAAACUUUUGUUUAUUAAUCCAACUUAGUCUAUCGUUAAAAUGCAAUUCUCCACUGUCGCUUUGUUAUUCUCAGCCGUUGUUUCUGCUGCCACUGUCACUGAAACUGACCUCGAAUCUACCUUGGUCACCAUCACUUCUUGUGGUACCGAAGUCACUGACUGUCCAGCUGCUACUUCUUCUGCCGCUAACACCACCGUUGCCAACGUUUCUACUUGGGAGGGUGCUGCCAACAAGCAAUACGCUGUUGGUGCUGCUGCUUUAGCUGCUGGUGCUUUGUUGGCUUUGUAAGUCAACUAGUUUUUAGUGCUUAAUUUAUUAAGUGUUGUAUGUUUUCUAAUAUGAUACCUUUGAUG
Molecule: messenger RNA, 1276 nt
Organism: Yamadazyma tenuis ATCC 10573
Lineage: Eukaryota; Fungi; Ascomycota; Pichiomycetes; Serinales; Debaryomycetaceae
Source: RefSeq, a predicted model, not a curated record